Molecule: messenger RNA, 2293 nt
Organism: Oryza sativa Japonica Group (Japanese rice)
Lineage: Eukaryota; Viridiplantae; Streptophyta; Magnoliopsida; Poales; Poaceae
Product: calmodulin-binding protein 60 D
Biological process (GO): regulation of salicylic acid biosynthetic process
Cellular component (GO): nucleus
Molecular function (GO): calmodulin binding; DNA-binding transcription factor activity; sequence-specific DNA binding
Source: RefSeq, a predicted model, not a curated record
AUCUGAGGAGCGGCGGCGGAGGAGGAGGAGGAGGAGACGGAGGGGGAGGGUAGGGUUAGGGUUUAGGGGCGAUGCAGCGGCAGGGGAGGAGCCUGCAGAGGUCGGGCUCGAAGCGUGUGCUCGACCCCACCGGCGGCGGCGGCGGCGACGACGACGACCAUGCGGCCAAGCGGCCUCGCGUGCCCGCUCUCGCAAGUGUCAUUGUGGAAGCUCUUAAGGUGGAUAGUUUGCAGAAGCUUUGUUCAUCACUGGAGCCAAUUCUUCGUAGAGUUGUAAGCGAAGAGGUAGAGCGUGCUUUAGCCAAGUUGGGUCCUGCCAGAAUUCAGGGAAGGUCCUCUCCAAAAAGAAUUGAAGGACCUGAUGGGAGAAAUCUUCAGCUUAAAUUUACAACUAGAUUAUCUCUACCACUGUUUACUGGUGGAAAAGUAGAAGGUGAGCAGGGGGCAGCAAUACAUGUUGUUCUGCUAGAUGCGAACACUGGGGUUGCUGUUACUUCAGGGCCUGAAUCGUGUGCAAAACUGGAUGUUCUUGUGCUUGAGGGUGACUUCAACAACGAGGAAGAUGAGGAUUGGACGGAAGAGGAGUUUGAGAGUCACAUUGUCAAGGAGCGUGAAGGGAAGAGACCUCUUUUGACAGGUGACCUUCAGGUGACCCUUAAAGAAGGUGUUGGAACCAUAGGGGAGCUUAUUUUCACUGAUAACUCCAGCUGGAUAAGAAGCAGAAAAUUCAGGCUUGGGCUGAGGGUUGCCCCAGGGUCUUUUGAAGGUAUUCGUGUUAGGGAGGCGAAGACAGAAGCUUUUACUGUUAAGGAUCACAGAGGGGAAUUGUACAAAAAGCACUAUCCACCUGCCCUAAAGGAUGAUGUUUGGAGAUUAGAAAAGAUUGGCAAGGAUGGUGCAUUCCACAAGAAGUUAAAUGCAAGUGGGAUUUAUACAGUUGAAGAUUUUCUCCAGCUUCUUGUCAAGGAUCAGCAGAGGUUACGGAGUAUUCUUGGCAGUGGAAUGUCAAAUAAGAUGUGGGAAAGCCUUGUUGAGCAUGCAAAGACUUGUGUCUUAAGUGGAAAGCACUAUGUAUAUUAUGCUAUUGACUCAAGAAAUGUCGGUGCAAUAUUCAAUAACAUCUAUGAGUUCACUGGUUUGAUUGCUGACGACCAGUUCAUUUCAGCAGAAAAUCUCACUGACAACCAGAAGAUCUAUGCAGAUGGAUUGGUUAAGAAAGCAUAUGAGGAUUGGAUGCAUGUUGUAGAAUAUGAUGGCAAGGCACUCCUGAGCUUCAAGCAGAAAAAGAAAUCUGUCACAACAAGAAGUGACACGGCUGCAGCAGCAACAAACAGCCCUGUUUCCUAUGGUUCAUCCAACACACACAAACAAUUGUCUCAACCAGCAAAAGCAGGGCAAACUUCUACAGGCACUACAAGUGAAGAUGGAUCUACAAGUGCAUACAAUGGAAAUCAGGCAGGACGAUAUGCAGUCAAUUCUCAAAGCAUACCUGCAAACGUCACUACACAAUAUGAGCGGAGUUCACUGACACCUGAAAGCCAGUUCAAUGGUUCCGCACUGCAGAAUCAAGUUUCUAGGGGCUCCAAUAUACUGGCAUUGGGACCACCACAGCAACAACAUCAGCAAAAUUUUGAAUUCUCAGCACUAGGUGGCCAGUCCAUGCAGCCCACCGGCUUGAAUCCUUUCGAUGACUGGUCGCAACCGCAGGAGAACCGGAGUGGGGUUGACGACUACCUGAUGGAGGAGAUCAGGAUGCGGAGCCACGAGAUAUUGGAGAACGAAGAGAUGCAACAGAUGUUGCGGAUUUUGAGCAUGGGUGGCGCGUCAACCAACCUGACGGAAGACGGCUUCGCAUUUCCUAACUACAUGCCAUCAACUCCCCCCAACUUCAACUUUGGGGAUGACCGUGCCCGCCCACCUGGGAAAGCCGUCGUCGGGUGGCUCAAGAUCAAGGCAGCUAUGCGCUGGGGCAUCUUUGUCAGGAAGAAAGCUGCCGAGAGAAGAGCUCAGCUUGUUGAGCUCGAGGACUAGCAAACAUCCUAACUGCUGGUCUAACAAAGCUCCAUUGGUGUUGCUGCUGCUGCUGUUUUAAGGAUCUGAAAAAUGGGCUUAGCAGCUCCUGUUUGGAGGACGCUUCCUUGAGGCCCUGGGUUCUUAAUUAUGGACACGGAUUCUCGUCUACUCUUUUUUUGUAUAGUUGUUUCAUCAUUGUUUGUUUAGUGUGAUGCUUAGUUGAAUCCUGUACGAACCUUAACCAGAACUGUGUACAUUUAAUUGUUUCAAAAUUCACACAA